UCUUUGGGAAAGAUGAGUGCCGCGCGUUGGAUAGCUCUGUGCACCGUUAUGCUGUUCCAUCAGGGAUCAGGGCAAUUUCUUGAUAAUGAUUGUUUAGCCUUAAAUCCUAAGAAUAGUUCCAAUCCUUGGAAGGCAGAAAUUUGGAAAGGUUCUAAAAUAAUCUGCACUGGCACGCUAAUUAAUAAACAUUAUAUUUUGACAGCUGCAAGUUGCAUAAAAAAUCAAAAGGACCUUAUCGUUCGUUUAGGGAAUGGCCAUUCUGAAAAUAGGAACGAGAACUUUAUAGCGACAAUGGCCUAUUUUCCCAAGACAUAUUCCGAGAAGACUAAGAAAGAUAAUAUAGGUUUGCUUAGACUGAAAACAGAAGUGCAAUAUAAGACCCAUAUACAACCGAUAUGCAUUACUAAGAAUGAUGAAUAUAAGACUAUAGGGGAAACUUUUGAAAUAUUCAAUAAGAAACCCAAAAAAAAGAGUUUUUGGAAUAUCGCAAAGUCAUUUUUUAAUGGCUCCGAUGAUGACGACAAAGAAGAGAAAUUUCUAUCAUCCAAUUUCAUUGGAAGUGAAACAAUCUUAUUUGGACCUAUGAACCGAAUCAUACAACAAGGGAUCCUAAGCUAUCAGAAUAGAGAAACAUAUGCUGAUGUCUAUACGAAUGUAUUUGCCUAUAUUGACUGGAUAGUACCUAACGCACUAGAUGUCAACGUCGUUUAUCCUGCUCCAGAGUGGACUCAUACAAAAUUUUAGUGUACUAUUAAGUAAUUAUUUAUUACUUUCUUUUAUAUUUCACUUAAAUUAUAAAAUGCGGAAACGCUUAUAUAUGUUAAAUUAACUGAUAAGCUUAUCAUUCAACAAUAUAUUCUCAGUAAACUCGACGUUAUGAGUUAGUAAUGC
Molecule: messenger RNA, 891 nt
Organism: Drosophila eugracilis
Lineage: Eukaryota; Metazoa; Arthropoda; Insecta; Diptera; Drosophilidae
Product: phenoloxidase-activating enzyme 1-like
Exons: 3
Coding region: 13-744 (243 amino acids)
Biological process (GO): proteolysis
Molecular function (GO): serine-type endopeptidase activity
Source: RefSeq, a predicted model, not a curated record